Messenger RNA from Aspergillus uvarum CBS 121591, 1242 nucleotides. RefSeq lists its product as uncharacterized. The transcript has 3 exons. Bases 227 to 1006 code for a protein of 259 amino acids. The record is from RefSeq and is a predicted model, not a curated record. NCBI's taxonomy places the organism in Eukaryota, Fungi, Ascomycota, Eurotiomycetes, Eurotiales, Aspergillaceae.
CUUAGCCAUGCUUUUCAGAAAGCAUGGAGUUCCAUAUGGUAGAUCUGAUCGUACCGGGAGUAGCGCCCUACGGUACGUCCUGUCAUAAGACUGAUUAAUGUGCUUAGAUUUCUGAACCAUGCAAGACCACACGGUAGGUCUUACCAUAAUGGCAAUCUCGCCGCCUGAAUAGGUAGACCACAACACGAAGCCCACUCAUGACUCUAUUGUCUCGCUGAAUUCCAAUAUGAGCCGUUCCUGUGGUUAUCCGAACCUGGUGGUUAUGCUUCUUUGCACAGCAUGCUUACUCCUUAUCGAAACCGACGUACUUGUGCUCUGGAUUCUACUUAAAGUAGAGAGAACACCCUCACAAGCGUCAUUUAUCUACACUUGUUUUACGAUUAUUGUGCUGUACUGGGCUUGUGUCUGGCUAUAUCUGAAGAUGUCAAGAGCGCCUGAUUAUCUUUAUUUCCUACCAGGGAGUUCUAAAGAGAAUCCGAUUGUGAUUGAUGACGAUGACGGCUAUGCAACUCUCUCUCUAUCUGGGGCAAGUGAUGUAAACGUGGCUACGCUUGAAUCUCAAGAUGAUGAACAGAGAGAGAACAAUGACGAUGAUGAGUUUUCCAUGCAUUGCACUUCAUGCAAAUCCAAGCAUACUGCACAGGGAGAUCAUCGACUUGGACUGCUUGAAUGCAAGAUUUGCUACCAGAACGCAGUUGAUAUCGUACUCGACUGCGGCCAUCCGUGGUGCUUCGAUUGCUUCCAAGAAACAUUUCAUCAAUAUGUCUACCGUGCAACAAAUGGUGAUUUUGCACAGGCCAAGGCAAGACUUAUUUCAGAAGAUAUUCGACCUUGCUGUCCUUACUGCAGACAGCCAACAAGAGGAUUUUAUCUAUCCCAGCUUGGAGACGCAGAUGAGCAGCAAGAGCAGCAGAAUCUUCUUUAUUUAAGAUGUUGUGACAAGACACACAAAGGUUGCUUCAUGACGAAAUUUAUUGUGCGAGGAACCAAGCUGCGAUUUAUCUAGAAAUACUUAUGUUUGGACAAUGCCAUCAUUCCACCAUCUAAUCCGCCUUUUGCAUUACAAGCACAGAAAAUCAACUGCUAAAAUGUAUGUGACAACCUCUAUAUUUUGGAUGAUGAUUGUCUGUGCUGCUUCUGCAAACCUUGUUGGUUGAACUAAGAUGAGCGCAUUUACAUGUGGAACCCGAGAAGAUAGGUCAAAAAGACAAUACUUGGCAAAAGACUUUUAUGCAUACUGUA